AAGCCGUUUCUGACGGACGCGCAGCCAUGGCAACCCGCAGCGGCGGCUGGCGGCCUCCGGCCAAUGCCACGAGCUUCAGCUUUGGGCCUUGGGUGACCUGCCAUUGUGCCCAUGGUGUCGUGGAGGAGCCCGAGAUGAGGAUUCACCAUGAUGAGGAGAUCCGCCCGAGCCCUCCGCCCAAGCUCCGCAUGAGCGGCGGCUUGGACACGAAGGUCUCUGCGCCAAUGCCAGAGCGGAAGUCCCAGGUGCAGCUUCCAGAAGAAGCCAUACGAGACCGAGAGGACCGCAGAAGCCUCCAGGAGAGCAAGGGGAAAGGCGCGGCCUUCGCGCCGGGCACCGGCGAAAGACGCGGGGGCGCGGCGGCAGUGCCCAGGUGCGUCUUUGCGCGGAAGGCGGCUAUCGCCCUGCUUGCGCUGGUGGCAGCCAGCGGUUUGCUCGCCCUUGCCGCAGGCAUUCCAGCUUCCAGGCAGCUGUACAACAAGUUGGAGGACCAUACCUGCCGCCUGGGCAGCGAGUUCCGCCCGGCCGACGUGGGUCCAAGCUUCAAGUACAGCAUGUUUGGCGUCUCCUGUUGGGUGCAGCUGCAGGUGGAGGAGGACGGCGACUGGUCCAAGCAGAGAUGGACAGUGAUGACCUUCGAGCAUCCGAAGGAGUUUCUGGGCCGCUUUCGCUGUGAAGCAGAAGUCCGGCGGCACUCCGGAGACUUCGGCUGCUCCUUUGCGCCAAGCGAAGAGGCGCGGCUGGGGGUGUUGGCCAUGCCCAAGGAGCGCCUCCGGCCCUGGUCGCUGGAGCUGUUGCUGGCCGCCAGGUACACAGUAGUUCUGCUGCUCUGGCUUGCGGCCUGGCCGUUGCUGUGCUGCAUCGCGGUAGGCCCGAGGCUGCAGGCGAGCUGCCUGCGCCGAGGAUUCAAGGCACUAGCCUUGGCUUUGCUGCUAGUGGCUUUGGCCGGGCCGGUGUGGCUGGCACUCAGGUAUCCUGCAGCAAAAGCAGCUCGCGAAGAGCUGCAGGACGGCACUUGCCACCUGGGCGACGUGGCAGACACUGCGACGGUGCGCUGGAGCCUCGCGCCGGCGGUGCGCUGCGGCGCGGCCAAGCGGGAGGGCGAAGACACGGCCACGCCGUUGACCUUCGCCUUCCCGGCGAAGUGGUGGCAGCUGCGGUACCACCACCUGAGCUGCGACCAGCUCCUGGCGUCCUACAGGAAAACCAGCUUUCCUUGCGCUGGAUCCGCCGGCGAGAGCUUCGAAGGCCACAAGGCAGACUUGCCGCCUUGGCUGUUGGAGCUUUGGCUGGUCCAGUCUCGACAUCCGGAAGCCGUGGAAGUCUGGUGCUUCUCUGCAGUGGCAGGGCCAGCGCUGCUGUUGCUGCUGGCUCUGAGUUCAAGGUGUCGAAGGGAGGUAAAGCCGGAAGACUACCAACGCCUAGGCAACGCGUGAGAGCGAGCGACGCCGAGCUACAAAGGCUCCAUAGGGCUGGCUGAAAGGCUCGGGGGGUUUGGCUCCAAGCCGCUCCUUGAGGAGAGGUUUUCUCGCAUCACGCGGGCCAAAGGCUUGAGCAGCUUUGUGUCCAAAGAUUCUUGGCUGGGCACAAUGUUUCGCCACAGAAUUCAGAUCUCAGGGGCUGCUGCGCAUGUCACGUUUGCUUGCAGAUACCCUCUCUCGCCGAC
Molecule: messenger RNA, 1666 nt
Organism: Effrenium voratum
Lineage: Eukaryota; Dinophyceae; Suessiales; Symbiodiniaceae
Source: the annotation of a GenBank genome assembly